AUGUCAAAGUGGCCGGCGAAGCAGCUGCGGACCUCUACGCCUACGGCCACAACAACGUGCUUUUCAAGCCUACCAAGGCGAAGGAUUGCCAGUUCCGCCCCACUGCGUCCCAGGCCAUGUCCUACUUCGUGGGCUGCAAUGCCGUGGACGAAGGGAUUCCUGAG
This is a messenger RNA of Symbiodinium pilosum, 164 nucleotides long. The record is from the annotation of a GenBank genome assembly. NCBI's taxonomy places the organism in Eukaryota, Dinophyceae, Suessiales, Symbiodiniaceae.